AUGCCUAUUUACACAGUUCCUGCAAGAAGUCCCUCUGAGACACAAUGUACUACCACUUUGCAGAAGACUUCUUUGCAGAAUACCAGCAGCAAAGCAUCUGGGCGGCAUCUGAAAUCACAAGUGUCGGGAGAAGAAAAGGAUAGUCUACUUUCAUGUUCGCAGAGUAAGACUGAGGAAGUAAACAGGACCUACGUGAUUUCAGCCUGUAAAAAAGUGAGUGACACAUCAACUACAUUUAAAUCUGAAGGCAGAUUAACACUCCAGAGGAGAACUGGAGCAAGCAAAAAAUCAGUGUCCAGUAGCGAACAAUUGCAUAUGAACACAACACAGGGUAUUGAAAAUACACAAACAGAGAAAAAACUUACUCUUCAGAGGCGUGUGAGGACUGGCUCCAUAGAGAAGAGUAAAAUUAAUUGGAAUACUGUCCCUGGAAUAGACAAUGACUCUGCUGCACAAAGAAAUUACAAGAUUGCACUUCCACCAAAUGUUAAUAAUAAUGAUACCCACAAUGUUAAACCAACCUUUAAGUUAGCUGAGGGUCAGUCAGGUACGAAGUUGCAGUGUAACCUGAACAGCAAGGAUUCCUUUGCCUUUGGCGGUGGUCUGUGUGAAAAUGACAGCUGCAUGCAUUUAAAAUACAGCACAAGCACUGCUGAUGCAAAGUUUCAAAAUGAAGUUCCUAAAUCAGAACAAUUAGUUACCUCAAAAUAUAUUAAUAGGAUAGCAGGAGAACAACUGAAUGAAAAAGGCAAUAUAAAUAAGCUGGCUGGAAAGCAAAGGUUGCAACACUUGAUUAUAAAACACAACAGCUUGGAAAGACCAAGGACGCCAACAAAAUGUUCAACAGAAGGGUUUAAGCUUACACCAAAGAAUAGCACUUCUCAGGAUCAACUGUCUCUGUCCGCUUCAAAUAAACGAACGCCUUGUCUUCAAAUUCUAGCCAAAAAGAAAACUAGUGUCUCCAGCUGUCCUUCUGUGAGCAGUUCAAAACCAACAGAGAACGCAGAAACUCUAGCUGAGAGCAAUAGCACUGAGAAAGAUGUUUUCAAAGUGGAAAACAGCAAAGUGAUUGUAGCUGUGCGUGUACGGCCUUUCAGUAACAGAGAGAAAAAUGAAAACUCACUCCCUGUAAUCUCCAUGAGCGUUGCAGAGACAGCUGUACGAAACCCAGCCACAAACCAAGUUUACAGCUUCAGUUAUGACUUCUCUUUCUGGUCUUUUGACAAGUGUCAUCCUAAUUUUGCAAGCCAAGCAAUGAUUUAUAAAACUUUGGCAGUGCCGCUCCUAGAAAGAGCUUUUGAGGGAUAUAACGCUUGUCUUUUUGCUUAUGGGCAGACUGGUUCUGGAAAAUCAUACACGAUGAUGGGAUUUGAUGAAGACCAAGGAAUAAUUCCAAGACUUUGUGAAGAUCUUUUCACUCAAAUAGCACAAAUGGACAAGCAACAGAUUUUGUAUCAUCUUGAAAUGAGCUUUUUUGAAGUAUACAAUGAGAAAAUUCAUGAUUUGCUUGUCUUUAAAGCUGAAAGUGGACAGAAGAAACAACCACUUCGUGUAAGAGAGCAUCCAGUGUUAGGACCAUAUGUGGAAGGCCUGACAGUGAAUGUUGUCAGUUCUUACUCUGAUAUCCAGAGUUGGCUUGAACUAGGAAAUAAGCAGAGAGCAACAGCUGCUACAGUAAUGAAUGACAAGAGCUCUAGAUCUCAUUCUGUCUUCACCCUUGUCAUGACGCAAACCAAGGUAGAAUUUGUGGAUGAAGAGCAAUGUGAUCGUAGGCUUACCAGUCACAUAAAUUUAAUUGAUCUAGCUGGCAGUGAGUGCUGCUCAACAGCUCAGACCACUGGAGAAAGGCUGAAGGAGGGUGCGAGUAUCAAUAAAUCACUGUUAACCCUUGGAAAGGUCAUUUCUGCACUCUCUAAACAAUCUCGAAAUGGAAAGAAAACUUUCAUUCCUUACCGGGAAUCUGUUCUUACUUGGUUGUUAAAGGAAAGUCUCGGUGGAAAUUCACAAACUGCUAUGAUUGCCACAGUAAGUCCAGCUGCCAGCAGUACAGAAGAAACACUCAGCACUCUUCGCUAUGCAAAACAAGCUUGUUCAAUUAUCAACAUUGCUAAAGUAAAUGAAGAUGUGAAUGCCAAGCUAAUCAGAGAAUUGAAAGCUGAAAUUGAAAAACUGAAGGCAGCUCAGAAGAGCGCUCUGAACACUGAUCCUGAAAAAUACAGACGUUAUUUGCAGGAAAUAACAUCUUUGAGGGUAAAAUUACGCCAGCAGGAGAGGGACAUGGCAGAAAUGCAAAGGGCCUGGAAAGAAAAAUUUGAACAAGCAGAAAAAAGAAAAUUAGAAGACAUAAAAGAAUUGCAGAAAGCAGGAAUUGCAUUCAAAAUGGACAAUCAUUUACCAAACCUUGUCAAUCUCAAUGAAGAUCCUCAGCUUUCUGAGGUGCUAUUGUAUAUGAUCAAAGAAGGAGAAACUACAGUUGGAAGGUAUACAUCAAAUUCGAAACAUGAUAUCCAGCUUUCCGGAGUGCUAAUUGCUGAUGACCAUUGUGUUAUAAAAAAUACUGUUGGCAAAGUGAGUAUUAUUCCACUAAGAGAAGCAAAGACAUAUGUGAAUGGGAAAUGCAUUUUAGAACCAACAGUUCUGCAUCAUGGUGAUCGAGUGAUCCUUGGGGGAGACCACUAUUUCAGGUUUAAUCAUCCAGUAGAAGUUCAGAAAGUUAAAAGGCCAUCUUGUGGGACUAUGUUUUUGCAUGAUGGUCCAAAAGAUUUUGAAUUUGCAAAGAAUGAGCUGCUUAUUGCACAAAGAACACAGCUUGAGUCAGAAAUUGAAGAGGCACGACUCAAAGCCAAGGAAGAAAUGAUGCAAAGUGUCCAAAUUGCAAAAGAGAUGGUUCAGCAAGAACUGACCUCACAAAAAGAAGCUUAUGAAAGCAAAAUAAAAUCACUGGAAGCAGAGGUGAGAGAAGAAUCUCGUAAGAAGCAAAUCCAAGAACUGAAUAACCAAAAAGCUGCAACUAAAAUACAGGAGCUAGAGAAGGCAAAGCAAAAUCUUGAGCUAGAACUACACUUCAAUAAGAAGCGUUUAGAAAUGGAGACCUUAGCUACCAAGCAGGCUCUAGAAGAUCAUACUAUUCGUCAUGCAAAGAUACUUGAAGCUCUGGAAGCUGAGAAGCAAAAGAUUGCUGAAGAAAUACAGAGUCUUCAGAAGAAUCGUGGAAGUGGGAAUAAAACUAUGACUAUUCCACUUAAUUGGAAUUCUCUGAAGCUAUCUGUGAUGAUCAAAGAGGCCAACACCAUUAGUAAUGAAUUAGGGAAAAACACUGUUUUCUACAG
Messenger RNA from Pelecanus crispus (Dalmatian pelican), 3329 nucleotides. The record is from RefSeq and is a predicted model, not a curated record. NCBI's taxonomy places the organism in Eukaryota, Metazoa, Chordata, Aves, Pelecaniformes, Pelecanidae.